AGCAGAUGACGGUGAUGAUGAUGAUGAAAAUUAUUCGCGCUGAAUGAGAAUAAAUGUGUGACUUUCAUCUCUUUUAUUUCUUCAGUGACUUCACAAGUUUUAUUUCCGGUGUUUAUUUUCGGCGGGAGAUUUGCGAGUUGUCUGUAACGCAGUAACACUCCAGGAAACAAGUGAAAUCUGUGUGACACUGUUGUAAAGAUGUUUAUUAAAGAGGAGAGUGAAGAUAUGGGUUAUCGAGAAGCAUGCAGAAUUAAAACCGAACACACUGACGAACGAACAGACUUGAUGGAAAUUAAAAAAGAAAAUCAAGAAUCGAUUGAAGUGAAAGAGGAAAGUCAAGAACUGAGUGAAGUGAAGGAGGAACAUCAGAAUCCUCAUUCCAUAACUGAAGAAAAAUCUUUUAGUAGCUCACAAACCAAAACUCAAGCCAAAAAUCCUUGCACAUCCCCUCAGUGUGAAAAACGUUUCACACAGAAUGAAAAUCUUAAGGUACACUUAAGAUGUCUCUCCGGAGAGAAACCUUUCACGUGCCCUCAAUGUGGAAAGACAUUCAUACGGAAAAGAGGUUUUAAGGAUCACAUAAGAAGUCACACUGGUGAGAAGCCUUUCAAUUGCCAUCAGUGUGGAAAGAGUUUCAUACAGAAAGAAAGUCUUAAGAGACACAUAAGAAUUCACACGGGAGAGAAACCUUUCACUUGUCGUCAUUGUGGAAAGAGUUUCAUACGGAAAAGUACUCUUAAGGAGCACAUAAGAUGUCAUAAUGGAGAAAAACCUUUCACUUGCCAUCAGUGUGGAAAGAGCUUCAAACAGAAUGAAAAUCUUAGGGUACACUUAAGACGUCACACCGGAGAGAAACCAUUUACGUGCCCUCAAUGUGGAAAGACUUUCAUACGGAAAAGAGGUUUUAAGGAUCACAUAAGAUGUCACACUGGAGAAAAGCCUUUCACUUGCCACCAGUGUGGAAAGAGUUUCACAAAAAAGGGAGGCCUUAAUAAUCACAUUAGAUAUCACACUGGAGAGAAGCCUCACACUUGCCAUCAGUGUGGAAAAAGUUUCUUUAAUAGUGGACAUUUUCAUGUGCACAUGAAAAGUCACACUGGAGAGAAGCCUUACAUAUGCUCGCAGUGCAUGAAGAGUUUUACGCGUAAAGAAAACCUUGACAUUCACAUGAGAAUUCACACUGGAGAGAAGCCUUACACAUGCCAUCAAUGUGGAAAGAGUUUUUAUCGGUCAUACGCCCUAAAACGACACGAGCGUGUGCAUACUGGAGAGAAACCAUACCACUGUACUUCAUGUGGGAAAUAUUUCAAACAAUCAAGAUCUUUAAGUAAUCAUAGAAAAGUACAUUGCCAUAAGCAAUCUGUAGAUAAUUGCAUGUCAUUGGAAUGCAAUUCAGAGAAAGUCAAAUAAUAAAAUUACUCCUUUGAAAGAAACACUAACACUAAAACCAAUGUGUUCAGAAUUAUCCAAUCACAUUCAAACUCUUGUGCAAAAGUAAUGAUCAUCCAUUCUUCUAAAGAAUCCAGACUGAAGAUAAGCCGUUACAUUGGCAUCCUCUUGGUUGCAUCUGACUGCUGAAGCCAUGGACUGUAAAGAGUCUACUAAGCAUGUGUGGAAUCUCAUUGUGAAAAGGUACCAGUCAGCACAGAGGUACAAAAUUUCAAAGCAUUAGUUAUGCCAUGGAGCACCGUGUAGGUCAUCAUAGACAAGUGGAGGGAAUGGGGCAACACAAUAACAUAAGAACAGGAUAUGUGUCCAAAUAAUGAUGAAAAGACUGGAAGAAAACCCAUGAGGCUGUUGCUUUAAGUAAACAUUGGUAGCCCACUUAAUAUAUUAAUUCAAAUGUUUUCUUUAAUAUUUUUUUUUUUUAAGUAUAUUGUGUUUGCAUGAGUCAUCUGUGAAAUUUUAUGUUUAAAUUUACAUAAAUUCCCAUGAUGUCAUGACAGUGGGAGAAAGACUAUUAGUAAAUACAGGUAUGUGGUAAGGAUUAUUGUAGUAUUUCAGGUUUGGUAUAAUCUAUAAUCUCAUUUACUGUACAAUCUGGCCAGUUGCUGAAGGAACACAAAUAAGUGGAAAUCAAACUUUCAGCUGAGUAUAUUCUGAUCAUGUUGUUUAAGGUAAAUCUGGGAACUGUAUGUAUAUAUUUCCUGUUGUAUCAUAUGUGGAGUAAUACAGAAUGAUGGACAGCUAAACUAAUGGCAGGCUAAAGUUUAACUGGCUGUUUCUUUUAUUGCUGUCUUGGCCCUUAAAGGAAUAUUUCACCAAAAAAUUAUAUUCUCUCAUCGUUUACUCACCCUCAUGCCUUCCCAGAUGUGUAUGUCUUUUUUCAUCUGCUGAAUUCAAUUGAAUAUUUUAGAAGAAUUUCUCAACUUUUAUUUAAAAAAAUUUUUUUUUAAAUUAAAUCUUCGGUUGUGUUCUGUUGAGGAAAGAAAGUCAUACACAUCUGAGAUGACAUGAGGGUGAGUAAAUGAUGAGAGAAUUUUCAUUUUUGGGUGAACUAUUUCUUUUAAGUAAAACAGUUUUGUCUUGUACACCUAUAAAAAUGCUGAAUGAAAAUAAAUUGAAUGAUAAAUCUAACACUAGAAUUUGCAUCUUUACAUGAAGCAGUUAGUUAUUUAUUGAAUACGCCAAUAUUAUUAUUAUGUUCCGAUAUUUGAAAAUGUUUCAUUUAUUACAUAUGUUUUCAAGUAGAUCAGUUAAGUUUAAGGUAAUACAAACUUGGCUGGGUCUUAUAUAUAAAGGGAUAGUUUAUAUCUCAGGUGUGUAUGACUUUCUUCACCAGAACACAUUUGAAGAAAAUUAGAAAACGUUCUCAGCUCAGUAGGUUCUUAAAAUGCAAGUGAAUGGAGAUUUCUCUUUUGAAGCUCCAAAAAUCACAGUCAGCAUGAACUUCAUCGAUACGACUCCAGUGGUUAAAUUAAUGUCUUUUAAAAUGGCACGAAUGAAUUUUGGUGUGAAAAAGUAAAUCUCUAGGUACUUUUUAAAACUCGAAAUCAUGCUUCCUGUCAGCUGCAGUAUGCACAUGUGACGUAAUUGCAUUGGCAACGCGCGAGAACUGGCACACGUGCGUCACAGCCAGAAGAGCAGCGCUAAUAAUACGAGUAGCAGAAAUGCUGUACAGUAGCUUGGUUGGUUUUGGUUUAGAUCUUUUAUUAUCUGUUUCUUUACUUACAGUGGUGCCUUCUUGUGCUUAUCCUGGAUGUCUCAACUGAGUGGAGAAUGUGAGAUUACAUCUGUAUUCAUGGAUACACGAAUAUGGCACCCGAGAGACCACUUGGACACCACCCUCUAGCGAAGCGUUGGAUUAUUGUUAAAAAGUACUAAAAUAUUCAACCGUUUCAGUCCAAAAUAUCGUAUCGCUUUAAAAUGUAACUGCUGAAGUUGUAUUGAUGAUGUCUGUGAUUUUUGGAGCUUCAAAAUACAAAUCUCCAUUCACUUGCAUUUCAAGGGCCUCCUGAGCUCAGACAUUUUUCUUCAAAUGUGUUCUGGUGAAGAAAGAAAGUCAUACAAACCUGAGAUAUAAUGAGGGUGAGUAAAUAAAGAGAGAAUUUUCAUUUUGGGGUGAAAUAUCCCUUUAAAAUCAGUAGUAAUCACUCUCUGUACGUCCAGAAGAUAUAAACUAGUCUGAAACAGAAUUAUGAGACUGAAUAAAGGGAAUAAAAAGACCCUUCUUGGUUUGU
Messenger RNA from Xyrauchen texanus (razorback sucker), 3680 nucleotides. Its product is annotated as gastrula zinc finger protein XlCGF52.1-like. The record is from RefSeq and is a predicted model, not a curated record. Lineage: Eukaryota; Metazoa; Chordata; Actinopteri; Cypriniformes; Catostomidae. Gene Ontology annotation, cellular component: nucleus. The transcript is spliced from 2 exons. Bases 199 to 1410 code for a protein of 403 amino acids.